Messenger RNA from Aspergillus affinis, 1005 nucleotides. Its product is annotated as DCN1 family protein. Lineage: Eukaryota; Fungi; Ascomycota; Eurotiomycetes; Eurotiales; Aspergillaceae. The record is from RefSeq and is a predicted model, not a curated record. Gene Ontology annotation, cellular component: ubiquitin ligase complex. The transcript has 5 exons. The coding region runs from base 1 to 1005 and encodes 334 amino acids. Gene Ontology annotation, biological process: positive regulation of ubiquitin-protein transferase activity; protein neddylation. Gene Ontology annotation, molecular function: cullin family protein binding; ubiquitin-like protein binding; ubiquitin conjugating enzyme binding.
AUGCCUCCAUACUCCAGCGCGCAGAAGCAACAGAUCGCACAGUUCAUGAGCUUCACACAGGCUAAGGAUACGGUAGCUGCUAAGUUCUUGAAAUCGGCAAGAUGGAAUGUUCAAGAAGCAAUUGAUGCAGAUCAAGGACUCGUUCCCUCUUCGAGCAUUUGGAUCUGGAAUCCUCUAUGCAAUUUUAUCGAAGCUGGUCGUUCGCCAUUUGUCGGCCCUGUGGCCGCGGUUCGUCUAUUUGAGAUGGCGGCUUUGUUCCGCGUCCUUCAUCAGACAAGAACAGAGGUUACUGUUGCCUUCUGCGUACUUCCUAUCCAGCCAUCGUUAUGGCAGGGCAUUUCCCUUCGAGAAGAGACCGUCCGACGCAAUGCAGACUCGACUUCAGACAAAGAGCCUCCCACAGACGAACCGGCCGAGAGCCCCGACACCAUCGGCAUCGACGGCGCCAUGAAAUUCUUCGGUGAUAUCCAGGUCCAGCUGGAUGAGGUGACCUGUCUGGGCAUCGCCGAGCUCUUGAAGUCGCCUUCCAUGGGAGAAUUUACUCGAGAGGGGUUCUUGAAUGGUUGGAGAACUGUCGGUUGCGACGCGCUCGACAAAAUGACCACCCACGCAUCCGACAUUCGCGCCCGCAUCCCCACCCAACCGGACCUCUUCCGACGAGUAUACCGCUACACAUUCCCGCUCUGCCGCAUGCAAGGCGCACGUAACCUACCAUUCGAGAUCGCCGCCGAGCAAUGGAGUCUGUUCUUCACGCCGUCGAACGGCGGCAUCGAAUGGAACACGGCGACCACGCCGUGGCUGGAUUGGUGGGUGGAGUUCCUGGACGAGCGCGGCAAGAAACCCGUCAACAAGGACCUAUGGGAGCAGGUGGAAGUGUUUAUGCGGAAGACCCGUGAGGAUGAGGCCUUUGGGUGGUGGAGUGAGGAUGGGGCGUGGCCUGGGGCGUUGGAUGAGUUUGUGGAGUGGGUUGGGAAGAAGAGGGAGGGGGGGAUGGAGGUCGAGUGA